This is a messenger RNA of Corythoichthys intestinalis (scribbled pipefish), 6730 nucleotides long. RefSeq names its product G protein-coupled receptor 179 (gene gpr179). Gene Ontology annotation, cellular component: membrane. Lineage: Eukaryota; Metazoa; Chordata; Actinopteri; Syngnathiformes; Syngnathidae. The transcript is spliced from 11 exons. Gene Ontology annotation, molecular function: G protein-coupled receptor activity. The coding region runs from base 775 to 6222 and encodes 1815 amino acids. The record is from RefSeq and is a predicted model, not a curated record. Gene Ontology annotation, biological process: G protein-coupled receptor signaling pathway.
UUGCCAUGGUUACCAAACAACAGUACUUUUGCCUACAUCACACCUCAACUCUACACACACGCUUACUUUUUAACAAUGUGUGCGUGAGCAUGUGUGUGUGCCAUGUGUGCGUGCAUGAGCAGUAAAAGAGCAUCCAGCAAGUCUUUAUGUCAAAUGCGUUAAUCCAAAAUGAUGCACAGCUUAACCCCGGUUUCACACACACACUCAAGCGCUCCCACACACAUGCACACACAGCAGAUGUCCUCUCACUCUCAUCACCUUUGAGCAACCACCCCAUGUGAGGGGAGGGGGAGGAACAAAAAAAAGUGAAAGAACAAGAGAGAGAGAUUGGAAGCAGUAGGAUAGAUGAGCAUCACGGUCAGAUUUUCUGGAAACUCUUCAGAGCAACAUGCUGACGAGCAAGAUGAGACCACAAAACAAGGAGUACAAGUUGCUGAGGCUCCAUCGCAGUUUCUGGUUAUACAUCUGACAAAAACACAGUAGAAGAAGCAGUGAGUACCUCCUCUGUGACCUGAUGAUGCAUCUGAGAACUGUAAAGCAGCAGAAGAAGUUGGCGGUUCAAUUUCAGUUUCUGGCGAUGAAUUUGUCGACAGAAUAAGAAACUCAAGAAAAAAGACCGAAAGAAGCAGAAGAAAUCUGGGAGUUUCGACACAGAUGUAUAGGGCAAUGGAAAUGUACCGUGAGAAUUUUUGCUGGUUGUAAGAUCAGCUUCAAAGCUUCUAUCAUCAUGUGAUCUUUCGUGGUGAUCACGUCCUAUCCAGAGAAGCUUUCAGAAUGUUUCCUCUUGUUUUUUUAAUACUUCAGCUUCCGUUGCUUCUCAGAAGUCAGGUGACUCCGGGCAGAUCUUCAGGUUCCAUGACAAACAUGACUUACUCAUUCAACACAAGCUCACCAGAACCUUCAGGCGCCUCGCUGUACCCGACGGACCAAGUGAGCAGCACUGCAGGCACCUCAGAAGCUCCGGAGGAGGAUGAUUGGACACCGGCUGAGAACUUCUUGUACACAGGGGACUCGUCUACAGUGGGGGCCGCGCGCUGUUCUCGGGCUUACAGCCCCCCUGGGCAGCUAGGACCACUUCCAGGCGGGAUGCGUGCUGCCCUCAGGCCCGUUCUGGAUGCGUUGGCCAACACGGCAAACUUCCUGAACAUGAUCUUUCAGGCCAGCGACCUGCGCGAGAGCUCAGUUCCAGAAGAUAUGGAGUGGUACCAUGCCCUGGUCAGAGCCCUGCUGGAAACUGCAGGGCCAGUCUGCCGGGCGCUACUCACCUUUGACUGCGAUCCUACUAGUGCAGCUCCACAGUUGGUGCUCCAGGCCAGCCGGGGUCCCCCGACUGGUGUACCGACCAUACUCCUCCAGGACUUAUCUAAGUAUUGGGACCGCCUACACCCAGCCGCCCCGGCCCCAGACGACGGCUGGUUCCGCCGUUUCAAGUUCCCAGACACCACCCGGGCGCCCACCCUCGUUAAGCGGAUCCUGCUCAAUGACCUUACCACCUUGGAGACACCUAAAUGGGGCCGGGGCGACAGCUACGUGAGCAACGGAAGCGGUGUUCGGUGGGCCGGCGCCCCCUACCUGGACUGCAAAGAUGGCCGCUUUGUGCCCAGGUGGAUGCUCACCUUGUCCACCGCCUUCUACGGGCUCAAGCCAGACCUCACCCCUGAGUUCAGGGGUGUGAUCCGCGUAGAUGUGGACAUCCAGGACAUGGACGUGGACCAGUGCAGCACCGAGAACGGAUGGUUUGCCGACACGCACCAGUGCAACCGCACCAGCAUGGAGUGCGUGCCAGUUCCUGGGCGAGGCUUCCGGCUGGGUCAGUACUGCUGCCGCUGCAAAGAAGGAUACUACAACCCUGACAAAGCCAAUCAGGAUGCAGACAGCGCCACGUGUUACCCAUCCAUGCCCGUGUGUCUGCCGUGCUGGCCGGGCUGUGGGAGUUGCCGGGACGGUGCCCCCUGUUGGGUGCAGGAGGACGGGCCCUUGAGGGCCACCGUUAUGGCAGCACAGGGGACCUUCAUGGCCCUCGUCUUUGUCAGCAUGCUGGCUGCAUACCGUCAUAGGAGAAGCAAGAGGAUUCGGGCAUCGGGCCUCCUGCUACUGGAGGCCAUCUUGUUUGGGUCACUUCUCCUCUACUUUCCGGUGUUCAUUCUAUACUUCAAGCCAAGCACGUUCAGGUGCAUCCUGCUCCGCUGGGUCCGCAUGCUGGGCUUCUCCAUCGUCUAUGGCACCCUCACCCUCAAAAUGUACAGGGUUCUCAAGGCGUUCCUGUCACGCACGGCUCAGAGGGUUCCCUACAUGUCAAGCCUACACCUGCUGAGGAUCCUAGGCGUCAUGCUUAUGACAGCCAGCUGGUUCCUGUGCGCCUGGACGGUGGGGGUCCUCCAGAACCGUGACAGGAACAUUCCUGUCAUUGUGACCACCACCACACCAGGGGGCCAGGGAUUCAACCUUUGCUACCUGGACCGGUGGGACUACAUGAUGGCUGUUGCUGAGCUUCUAUUCCUGUGCUGGGGCAGUUCCCUGUGGACCGCCGUCCGGCCAGUGCCAUCAGCCUUCCACGAGCCUCGCUACAUGGGCAUCGCCAUCCACAAUGAGCUGCUUCUUUCCACUAUGUUCCACCUUUGCCGGUUUACAUUUCCAUCCCUGCACCCCGACUGGAUGCUGCUGCUGUCUUUUGCACACACCCACGUGACCAUCACUGUGACACUCGCUCUGAUCUUCAUACCGAAGUUCUUAUACAUAAGCAAACCUGGCAGGGAGGAGAUCGCUGCUGAGGUUUACGAGGAAGAGGUGGACCUGCGACGUUCAUACCUCAAUAGCAGCUUUCGUUCAGCUUGGAGUGAGCGCAGCGUGGACCCCGAAGACUUUCGGGACGAACUCAAGAGAUUAUAUACCCAGCUGGAAGUCAACAAAGCCAAGAAGAUGACGGCAAACAACCCUCACCUUUCAAAGAAGCGAAGCUCUCGUUGCGCAUUGGGUCGAUCGAUCAUCAAGCGCAUCGCCGAAAUCCCCCUGAGCCGACAAUGCAGUCGUGAGGACCGAGACGGUUCCUUCCGGAGUGGCAAUUACUCCGGGUCUUACAGGAGGACCCCAGACAACGUCAGCAUUAGAAGUUCCAUGAAAUCCCGAUCACCGUCUCUACGAAAAUCCCAGUGUGAUUAUUACUCGCGGGAGAGGGACUCUUCCUUGCGGGAUUCAUCCAGGCUGAGGGCCGAUGUAGGGAAAAGAUCUUCGCAAAGAUCAGAGACGGAUUCUGUAGACAUGCAUCCAGCAGUCUGCAAAUCAGUUAGCGCUCAAAACCUGACCAUUGAUACCAAUCUCUUGCACCUCCCUGAUCACACCAAGCUUCACAAGUCGUGGAGUCUCACGUCUACUCAUUCUAUGGAGAGCAUGUCCAAGCGCAAUGGCUCAAGCCUCUCCAUUAGCGAGCAGACCAGGAGUGCUCUACAGUCAGAGUCUUUUGACAAAGCUGAGGUUUGUCCUUGGGAGGUUGAGGCAGAACAACAAGGCGAUAAGAGCCACAAGCGUGUCACCUACGCAAACUCUCGGGAGGACGAGCCACAAAGUCCGUCCUCGCCAGAUGCCAUUAUAUGUCCGUGGGACCAUUUACCGCCUGUAGAGAACAACCUGUCACAAGACAAAGGGGAUGCAGAGUCCCCUAAAGUACCAGUCUCUGCAAGUGCACCAGGGUCUCCGAGACACAAGGUCAUCAAAGAUCAACGAGUUUUUUCCUUCCGGAACACCACCACCAAAUGGCUCUCUGUCAAAUCCUUCCUGACAUCUGUGGAAGCAGCUAGCAAGUCGAACAAGGAUGAAAACUUCAAUAGAGAAGGUUCCCAAAAAAGCCAGGAAAGUGGUUCCACAGUGUCCAGAUCAGGAUCAUCCAGUCGACGUCCAAGCAUGGAGAAGAGGACCCUGCAGAGAAGAAGCAUGACAACAGCAGAUGGAAAACCAUGUCUUGUAAAGCAGAACGCAAUCAGACUGUCCUCUGGAGAUUCAUCUGACAGGAGUCCCAGAAGGUUGGUGAUUGUCAAGUCUCCCAUGUGUCCAGGAGAUGGAGAUAAUAUGCUAAAAGAUGGCACGUACGAAAAUGUAUACCUUUCUCGGCAGAGUAGUAAACGAAGCAGCAUAAGCUCCUGUAGCUCAAGGACGCCAUCAACUCACAGAAGAGGAAGUAAACGAAUAGCAGCUGCAGUGUUGAAAACCGUUUCUCAUGCUGAUGUUUGUCCUUGGGAAGGACUUGUGGAGGUGGCAAAGAAGCAGCAAAGCGUGAAGGCAGAUGUGUGCCCAUGGGAAACGGACACAUCUGAACGAACAAGCGUCUGCCCACAGAAAUCUCAACAGCAGGAGAUGGUGAUGAGGCAGGACAGUGGCCGUGCCGAUGUGUGCCCAUGGGAGUCCCAAGAUGCUCCGGAAAGCACAUAUGCCAUCCCAGGAAAGACACAACUGUCUCUAAAGCGAUCAGCAGAUAUUUGUCCCUGGGAAGCAGCAGAAACUCCAGUACCUAUUAUAAAACAAGAUAGUGAGUAUGCCAACAUUUGCCCUUGGGAAACAGAGGUAGUGUAUGAAAACAUAAAUCCCGUGCAGACAAAGGGAUCCCUGAAGGUGCCCUCACGACAAGAAACAACAAAAGCUGCCGUUUUCCCCAGUAUAUCAAAAGAACAACUUACCAAAUCUUCUGAUCUGCAUCUGGAAAGAAGAAUGACCAAGGCAGAGGAAAGUUGUCCAUGGGACUUCCCAGACCCCCCAAAAUUGGAUGAGGUUCAUGUUAUAGAAGUUGCCCCAUCGCAGAUCACCGUCAAAGCUGAUAUCUGUCCCUGGGAUGCUGGACAACAUGCCCAAGUAGGACUUCCAAACAAUAAAGGAAAUAUUUGCCCUUGUGAGACUGAAACGCCAGAAACAGCCAAAUCACAGACCUCGGAAAAGUCCAGAAAAAUCAUCAAACAAGAUAGUGCCCGUGCAAACAUCUGUCCAUGGGAAAGCGAGGAUACCACAACAGUCAAAACUGAGGAUUCACAAAGAGGAAAAGCUGAGAAGGUAUUGAACAAGCAGGAUAGCGCAAGAGGAGACAUUUGUCCUUGGGAGACAGAAGACCCAAAUGUUCUGAAGAAGCAGGACAGUUCUAGAGAAAACAUUUGUCCAUGGGAGACAGGAGAAUCAGAUGUUCUGAAAAAGCAAGACAGUUCAAGAGAAAAUGUUUGUCCAUGGGAGACAAAAGAACCAAAUGUGCUGACAAAGCAAGACAGCUCCAAGGAAAAUGUGUGUCCAUGGGAGACAGAAGCUAGUAUCCCAAAAAAUCAGGACAAUUCUAGAGAAAAUAUCUGUCCAUGGGAGACAGGAGAAUCAAAUGUCCUAAAAAAGCAGGACAGUUCUAGAGAAAAUGUUUGUCCAUGGGAGUCAGAAGAACCAAAUGUGCUAAAAAAGCAAGACAGCUCUAGAGAAAACAUUUGUCCUUGGGAGACAGAAGAACCAAAUGUCCUGAAAAAGCAGGACAGUUCUAGAGAAGAUAUUUGUCCAUGGGAGACAGAAGAAAAAAAUGUUUUGAAGAAGCAGGACAGUUCCCAAGGAAGUGUGGUUGCGCAGCCAAAGGUUCUGAAAAAGCAGGAUAGCUCUAGGCAAAGUGUUUGUCCAUGGGAGACUGAAGACACAAAGUCUUCCAAGAGGCAAGAUAGCGUAAGAGAGGAUAUUUGUCCAUGGGAAGCUGAGGAACCCAAGGUUUUGCAAAAACAGGACAAUUUUGGAACUCAAUUAGUCGGAGAAGAAGUUAAAGUUCUCAAAAAGCAGGACAGCUCUCGGGCUAGUGUCUGUCCAUGGGAAGCUGAGGACUCUGUAAUGUUAGGAGAACAAGGAAACUUGCACUCUGAUAAUUGUUCAUGGGAAACAGGAGGAACAGGAAAUGUCAAAGACAAUGAUGGCCUUGAUACACAGGGUUGUCCCAGUGAAAUCGAGGACCCGCAAACAUCCACCAUUCCAAGCAGCGACAAAGAUUAUAUACUUGAGGACGAGAAAACAAUAGCCGAGGAGUCAGACAUGCCAAAACCCAGCAUGGCGCUGGGUCGCCGAGACGCCUUGUGUCCCUGGGAGAUGGCAAGAAGUGCCUCGGGAUCCUUUACGGACAACAACUCGGACGUUUUCACGUGGGAACCUGAGAAUAUCCCAGAGGAAGACGAGGAAGAUGAUGCAGAAUGUGCCGCAGAAGCGCUCAUAUUCCCUCCCGAUUUGUGAUCUCUAGCCCGUUGGAAUCAACAGGAAGUAAACGCACUUGAAGCCUCUCGGUGAAAACUGACGGCUUUGCUGAGCCUGAAAAAAAAAUCAUUUUUGAAAAAAAUUGAGACAACGUAUUUGGACUACAGACAAAUGUCCGUACACCCAAUUGAAACAAACAUACCGUUAGCAAAGUCACCGAGCCUGUUCCCUGUGAAAUUUAUAACAAACACUGAUGGCGAAAUGACCAAGGGUCAUCCAAGCCCCCUUUCUUCCUGCCCCUGAAUUUUCCUUCACGAUGAGCCUAACACUCUGUAGCACAGAGCAGAUAACAUCAGUCAGUUCAAAUGUGCGCUGUUGUGAUCAUUUCUAAAAUAUGUAACACAAUGCAACUACAAUGUCAAUGUUAAUUAUUGUCAAUGAAAAACUGAUUAAAAAAUGUCCAUCUGUGUAUAUUUUUGUUGGUUGUAUUGAGUUCAUUUUGCCUACACUUAUAGAUUAGUCAAUUUUUUUCUUUUAUCCCAGACAA